AUGAUAUUAUGUCUUCAAACAUUGAUCAGUUGUCUUACUUCAACAAUUGGACAAUAUAUAUAUGGAUUUUAUUUAGAAACAUAUCCAAAUUCAUCAAAUAAAACAUCUAAUUAUACAAUAAUACAUGUAUAUGAUUCUAUCUAUUUUUUCAAUGAGAUUAAUAAUGAGACAAAUAAAUGUUUACAAAGUGAUAUUUCACCUAAUAAAGAUGCUCAAACAUGGGCACAACAACGUUCAGCUAAUCUAUUUUUUUGGACAAAUUUAAUGAGUAGUUUUCCGGUUAUAAUAAUGACUUAUAUUUUUGGUUUAUAUACACCUAAAUUAGGAAAACGUAUUGUACUUAUCAUACCUAUGUUAGGUACGACUAUUCAAGUUAGUAUUUGGUUAUCAAUUAUUUAUUUUCAUUUAUCUGAAUUUUGGUGGUAUAUAGCUGCAUUCAUAAUUGGUUUAUCUGGUUCCGGUGGUCUUUCAGGUUUAAUUUUAAAUUUAAUUAUUACUGAAAAUACAUUUGAAAAUGAACGUUCAUCUCGUUUUGUACGUUUGGGUGCAAUGCAAACAGCAUUAACAGCAAUAGGAACAUUUAGUAUUGGUUAUUAUAUACUUUGGCGUGGUUUUAUUGAUCUAUAUUGGACAUGUCUUUCAUUACAAAUAUUAUCUAUUAUUAUUGUUAUAAUAUUUUUUAAAAGAGUUGAUACAAAUGUUGAUGAACAAACACCUUUAUUAUCAACAAAUAAUAAUGAAUAUAAAGAAAUUUCAUCAAAUAUAUGUAGCCAUUUUUUUAAAGUUUGUACAAUAUUUAAAUCAAAUCAACGAUCAAAGAAAAAAACUCUAUGUUUAUAUUUAACAUUAUUUUCAAAUACAUUUUAUGUAUUAGCAGUAACAUCAUUAUCACCAUUUUUAUGGUUUCUUCUAAAUGUACCUUUUUGUUGGACAUCAAAAGAUAUUGGAAAAUAUUCAGCAUUAGGUGCUAUUUCUUCUUCAAUACUUAGUGUAAUUGGUAUGCAACUAUUAACAUAUAUUGGAGCUAAUGAUGCAAUUAUAUGUGCAAUAAGUCAUAUAUUUUUUUGUUUAACAUCAUUAUGGAAUGCAUUUGCACAAUAUGGAUGGCAACUAUAUAUUGGAUUAUUAAUAAAUGGAUUUUCUGGUUAUCAAAGUUCAUUAACAAUAUCAAUGAUGUCAAAAUGGUUAGAAUUUCAUGAACGAAAUAAUGCAUUUAUAUUGAUAACAGAAAUAAAUACCAUUAUAUGUACAUUUGGAAGUUCAUUUUUCAAUUGGAUUUAUGCACAUACAGUUGUUAAUCAUCGAAAUUUGAUAUUGUUUAUUGCUGCUAGUCUUGGAGUUAUUCCAUUUAUUUUAAAUAUAUGUCUUUUUUUAAUAAUUCGAAAAAUGUCAAACGAACAAGUACUUUCACCUUCACAAGUUGAUACAGAACCAGUACCAUUUCGUUUAGAAAGUAGCACAUUACCACAUACGGGUGAUGCAACCUGUUUAAUAAUUGCAUCUCGAUCAUUGACUUCUUCAUUACGUAUGCCAUCAAUAGAAAGAUCUCGAACUAAUUCUGAUGAUGACAAUCAAACGGAAUCAAUAAUCAAUUCAUCAAUUAAUGAUUUAGCUAUUAUUUUAUGUCUUCAAACAGCAUGUCAUUGUGUUAUUUUAACUGUUGGACAAUAUAUUUAUGCAUAUUAUUUACAAACAUAUCCAUCAACAUCAAAUACAACUCAAAAUUUUACUAAAAUAAUAAUGCCUUCAUUUCAUCAUUUAAAAAUUGUUAACACUGCCUUGACACAAUGUAUAGAUAAUACAACUAGUAAUUCUUCAAAUAGUAAUGCUCAAAUAUGGGCACAAGAACAAUCAGCUGAUUUAUUCUUUCGAAUUGAUUUAUGGAAUAGUUGUCCAAUGAUUAUUAUGACUUAUAUUCUUGGAUUAUAUACUCCAAAAUUAGGUCGAAGAUUUGUUCUUAUAAUAUCUAUGUUAGGUACUACUAGUCAAUUAAUUAUCUGGUUAGCAAUUAUUUAUUUAAAUUUAGCUGAUUAUUGGUGGUAUAUAGCUAGUUUUAUUGUUGGUUUAUCUGGUUCUACUUUUGUUUUGAAUUUUGUACUAAAUUUAAUUAUUACCGAUAAUACAAACGAAGAUAAUCGAUCAUGUUGUUUUGUUUUAUUUGAAGCAUUAACAACAACUGUAUCAGCUGUAGUUACAUUUGCUAUUGGUUAUUAUAUUAAUUGGCGUGGUUUUACAGAUCUUUAUUGGAUUUCAUUAGGAUUACAAGUUGUUUCAAUUAUAAUUGUUAUUUUCUUUUUUAAAAAUACUUCUCAUAUAAUCGAUGAAAGAACUUGUCUAUUAUCAUCAUCGAUUCAAAAUAAUAAUGAUAAUCAACUUAAAGAAACACGUUCGUUAAGAACGACAUGUAAAGAUUGUUUAAUUAUUUUCAAAAUAUUUAGUUUUAAAAAUCGUUCACAUAAAAAAUCAAUUAGUCUUCUAUUAAUUCUAUUCGCUUAUAUUUUUUAUCUAUUAGCAUAUUCAACAUAUGCAUCAUUUCUUUGGUAUUUACUUGAUAGUCCAUUCUGUUGGUCAUCAGAAAAUGUUGGAAAUUAUAUGGCAUUAUCUUCAAUAUCUUGUGCUAUUUUUAGUUUACUUGGAAUGAAAUUCUUUACAUAUAUUGGUGGUAAUGAUACAAUCAUUUGUAUAUUUAGUCAUUUUUGUUUUACUAUAUCAUCUCUUUGGAUCGCAUUUGCUCAACAUAGUUGGCAAUUAUAUGCUGGAUUAUUAAUCAGUCCUUAUGCCGAUUAUCAAAAUUCUUUAACGAUACCAAUGAUGUCAAAAUUAUUAGAAGUUCAUGAACGAAAUCAUGCAUUUAUAUUUGUAGCUGAAGUAACUACAAUUAUAACAACUUUUGGAGAUUCAAUUUUUAAUUGGAUUUAUGCACAAACUGUAGUUAAUUUUCAAAAUUUUACUUUAUUACUUGCUGUUGGAUUUAGUAUUAUUUCAUUUAUUUUAAAUAUAUGUCUACUUGGUGUAACACGACAAAUACCAAAUGAAGAACAAGUUUCAAUAUCUGAAUCAGAACCAUUUCUUUUACCAAUUAGUAAUAACAAUGAUAAUAAUAUAGCACAUGCCGGUGAUGUUAUUUGUCGAUCAAUACUAUAUUCAACAUUGGUUUCAGCGACAACAAAAACAAAUAGAUCUCGACGGAACUCAGAAUCAUUAACUGACAACAAGAUAAUAACAACAGAUAAUCAUUUAAGUCUUUGA
Rotaria sp. Silwood1 is the source of this 3249-nucleotide messenger RNA. The record is from the annotation of a GenBank genome assembly. Lineage: Eukaryota; Metazoa; Rotifera; Eurotatoria; Philodinida; Philodinidae.